AUGGGCAAAACUCCGCACGAGCUCAUGCGCGAGCAGAUGGACGAGCUGAUGGGCAAGGCCCGCGACGUGCCGCUCGAGGAGCGAGAGAAGGCGCUUCCCUCCUUCUCCGACCCGAGCAUCGACCGGUUCCACCUGUGCGGUUGCUCGCCGUACGAGCUGCUCAAGGGGACCAAGUUCGAGACGAUGCCGCAGCUGCAGCGCGACGGCUUCCUCAAGGAGCGCUCCGAGGCGCUGCGCGUGCAGUGGGAGGCGCUGCCGCAGGAGGAGAAGGACAAGUACGGGUACGAGCGCGAGCUGAUGCUGCUGCUCGAGCUGCUGGUGGACGAGCAGGACCGGCGGAUCGCAAAGGCCAAGGAGCGGUACGAGCGCGAGAACGCGCUGGUGCCGCCCAUCCCGGCCGAGACUCAGGCCGAGAUUGACCGGCUGCGCGGCGAGGUCAAGGAGCUGCAGGCGCA
Molecule: messenger RNA, 455 nt
Organism: Emiliania huxleyi CCMP1516
Lineage: Eukaryota; Haptophyta; Isochrysidales; Noelaerhabdaceae
Exons: 1
Biological process (GO): mRNA splice site recognition
Cellular component (GO): U1 snRNP; U2-type prespliceosome
Molecular function (GO): mRNA binding
Source: RefSeq, a predicted model, not a curated record